AUGGUGGCAAAGGGGCUGGCUUCACGUUUCGCCCAGGGACCAUUUAAAUCGUACAGAACGCAGAGUCUUGGGACGGCCCGUGACAUUGUCCCCGUGGCUAAUUGGCCAUUUCGCAAACAGGGCCUCAACCCAGCCGACUUUCCCUACGUGUACCUCCUCACUUCGCCUCGCUUCCUGAAUUACGCAUUCAACCCAGCCUCGUUUUGGUACCUCUACACGGCAGACAUGAGCCUCAAGUACGUCAUCGCAGAGGUGAAUAAUACGUUUGACGAGCGGCGCAUGUAUCUAUUUCCGGGCUCUGGUAGCCCUGGCGUAUUCAGGCAGACCCUUGGCAAGGACUUUCACGUGUCCCCGUUUAAUUCUAGAAAAGGGGCGUACACGCUCUCGACCUUGGAUCCCGCCAACGAGGGGGAAAUCUCAGUCGCAAUCACGUUGCGCUCUUCCAAGGGCCGUCCUAAACUGGUAGCUCGUUGGUGGUCAGUCGCGCCUGCGAUGGAUCCACGAAUGCCAUCGACAACCCAGGCAUUAUGGCUUCUUACGUGUUGGGGCUCAAGCAUUCUCACAACAUGUAGGGGCAUUCCUCAUUGGCCACUUGCUCCUCUAGCAAUCGUGCUGGCUCGGGUUCACAAGCUGGAGAUUUGGUACCGUCCAGAACCGAGUCCGUCGGCUCUACCACGACGACCGACUGCCACAGAAAACUUUCUGCAGUCCGUCUUUGUCCAGUACAUGGAAUACCUUGUUGGCACGGCACCUGACAAGCACAGAUUACUGACUCGUCGUGAGGGGCAGGAUGGGGGAAAAUCGUGUUCCAACGGCUACAGUCUUUUACACCUGCGUCUUGUCCAGCAACCUUCCCGGGAGGUGCUCAGUCUAAGAGUCCACACCCCGCAGUUCUAUCGUCAGUUGAUCACGUACGGGACGCUGUCCGACUACCUGUCUUACACGCUGCUUCAUCCGUACGAGGAAAACCACACUGCCUGGUCCAGCGACGCACAGGCUCUUAUUCAUGCAAUACAGAACUGCGAAUCCGCCACAAGCAGGCGGGUGCCCAGACAGCGGCCGCAUAUUCAGGAGGUUCUCGUCAAGAUACUGUGCGCUAUAUCCAGACAAGUCCGCACGCAGACCCAAGCCUCGUCCCGGUUGCAACGUGCCGCCCCCAUGGAUGCUCCGGCUGCAUACCCCAAGACCAAUAUUUCAAUGUUUGGGGGUCCAGGGUGGCUUCGGGAGCUGAAAUUGCCAUGCUACCGGGUGCUUACACGUGGCCGCGAUCCUUCGACUAGCCAGCCUUCCACGCCACGAGCCACCAGCUACGUUGGCCGUACCCCCCCGGGGACCAUGGCCAAGCCAGAGUAUGCAAGCUCCCACACAGAAAGGCAAAUCGCCGUGCCGUCUCUCCAGGCCCACCGCAAUGUAGACGAGGACGAGGUGUACUCGCUUCAGGAACAAAAGAGGAUCAUCCGGCGCAUACUCGUCACCGUACUGGCCUGCCUCUAUGUUAUAUCACUCGUGGACCGCGUCAACAUCUCCACCGCUGCCCUCGCGCAUCUCAACAGCGAUCUUGCGCUUCAGACCGGCGCCCGAUACUCCAUUGUCAUUUCGGCGUUUUUCAUCACCUACACUCUUUUUCAGCCCCUCGGCACGGUUCUUACCCGGAAGAUCGGGCCCCGGUUGUUCCUGAGUUCAAUCGCAAUGGCUUGGGGCCUGGUCAUGAUUGGGAAUGGCUUCGUCGAUUCCUGGCAGACUCUUGCAGGGCUCCGCGUCUUGGUAGGUGUUUUCGAAGCCGGCUACUUCCCCGGGGCGGUAUAUCUGCUGAGCACCUGGUACACCAGAUUCGACAUGCAGAAGCGCUACACCGUCUUUUACGGCGUCGGUGUUUUCGAAGCCGGCUACUUCCCCGGGGCGGUAUAUCUGCUGAGCACCUGGUACACCAGAUUCGACAUGCAGAAGCGCUACACCGUCUUUUACGGCGUCGGGUGCGUCGCCGGUGCGCUUGGCGGUAUUCUGGCCUUUGGUCUCUCUCAGAUGAACGGACUGGCGGGCUUGAGAGGUUGGAGAUGGAUCUUUAUCAUUGAAGGCGUCCUCUCUUGCGUCGGUGCCCUCGCCUCGUACGUCUUCCUCGUGGGCUUUCCGGAAGAGGCCGACCAGUCGUGGAACUUCAUCACCAGACAGGAGCGCGAUUUCAUCAUCCGCCGCGUCAACCGUGAUCGGGGAGAUGCUGUGACGGAACCCUUUUCUCUCGGCGCGUUUCUUGCACCUGCUGCCGACUUUAAAAUCUGGAUCUUUGCGUUUAUAUUCUUCUGCGUCACGACUGUAGGCUACUCCAUCAACUAUUUCCUUCCUAUGAUUCUCCUCGGAAUGGUGCCGCCGUGGGUCUUUACAGGUCUGCUCAUGUACGCACAAGCUUGGCUCGGUGACCGGUAUCGUCUGCGAGGCCCUAUUAUAGCCUUCAACGCGAUUCUCGCGCUCGUUGGGCUGAUGCUCAUGGCAUUCCAUCAUGCGUAUCCCGUUCGAUACACGGGCGUCUUCUUCGUCGUGGCGGGAGCCAGUGGGAACACGCCCCCCGUGUUGACCUAUCAAGCUAACAAUAUUCGCGGGCACUGGAAACGCGCAUUCUGCAGUGCCACGUUGGUCGGUUUUGGUGGUAUCGGGGGAAUCGCCGGCGCUUUGGUCUUUAGGAGCCAGGAUCAGCCCAGAUAUCUUCCGGGAAUCUAUGCGUCCAUUGCUUGCAACGUUUGUAUCUUGCUUUGCACCGGUGGGUUGUCCAUUUGGUUCUGGCUGGAGGCUGGCUAUGAAAACUGGAUCCCAUCUUCACGUCUGUGUCAUCUUGCUGCGCAGGAAGUUGACUCUUUAAGCCAUUCAUUGAUACGAAGUAGACAAGGAUUCUCGUAUGGAGCUGAUGAUGGACUAGGUGCCGAAAUGUCUGAGACUGCCGAGCAAACGUCUAACACGAUAGGAUUUCUCGCCUAG
Messenger RNA from Metarhizium acridum CQMa 102, 2967 nucleotides. Lineage: Eukaryota; Fungi; Ascomycota; Sordariomycetes; Hypocreales; Clavicipitaceae. The record is from RefSeq and is a predicted model, not a curated record.